This is a messenger RNA of Physella acuta, 5246 nucleotides long. Its product is annotated as ankyrin repeat and SAM domain-containing protein 6. Lineage: Eukaryota; Metazoa; Mollusca; Gastropoda; Physidae. Gene Ontology annotation, molecular function: protein binding. The record is from RefSeq and is a predicted model, not a curated record.
UAAUUUUAAUAUAUUAGAACAAUAAAUUGACAAAAGUUUGUAUUGAAUUAAUUUCAUUUGAGUUCUUUUACUUCUUUAUAAAUGAAGCAACAAUGGAGUUUAUUGCUAAUUCAACUUAAUUGUAACCAAGUAGAUCAGAGGACCCAGAGGAUACAGGAUAGUAUAGAAUUUUGUCAAGACGUUAUGGGUGAAUUAUCACAAUAACUUAUGGAUUGCAACAGACAGUUGUAUUCAGCAUGUGAACAAGGGGAUACUACUUGUGUGCAAGCUCUCCUUGAACAAGGUUGUGAAGUAGACUGCCCUUUAGAUGAUGAGGAAAACACCCCACUACAGGUGGCUGCAGCAAAUGGCCAUGAGCAAGUUGUACGGCUGCUUAUUAUGAGGGGAGCAGGUCUUGAUAAGUCAAAUAUUUUUGGGUGGACACCUUUAUUACAAGCUGCACGAUAUGGUCACACAAAUGUGGUCGCUCUGCUCCAUCAACACCAAGCUGACCUGCAAGCCAGAACACGUUAUGGAGCUUCAGCCUUGAUGCUGGCAGCCAAAGGGGGGCAUCUCCAAACUGUCAAGUACAUCAUUGAUUUGGGAGUUGAUAUUAACGCAGUUAACGAAGGCUGCGAGUUCACACCCAUUUUGUUAGCAGCACAGCAUGGACAUGAUGCAGUGGUCCGUGUUCUCCUAGAUAGAGGCUGUGAUGCCAGCUUUAGUACCAUGUCUACUGGCCUCACACCACUUAUGAUUGCUGCCUUGAAUGGUCACAUGACUACUGCUCAGAUCAUAAUUGAGCGUGGAGGUGAUCCCAACAUGACGAAUGUCUGUGAUAAAACAGCACUAGAAAUAGCCACAAUAAGAGAUAAGCGAGAAGUCAGAGGGUACCUUGAUAGAAAGACAACCAAUAAACCAAAGAUGCUUCCAGAUGAUAUUAAACCUGACAUCAUUGAGGCUGCUAAGCAUGGUGAUAUACAGAGAGUGAAAGAAAUUUUAGAACAAGAUCAUGCUCAAAAAGAUGCUCAUUCUCCACAAGAUGGGGCCACCCCCUUGAUGUUUGCUGCCAUGACAGGUCGUCUUGAUAUUGCGGAGCUGCUGGUUACUAAAGGCUGUGAUGUCAACAAGCAAGAUUUAAUCAGUGGCUGGACUGCUCUCAUGCAAGCUACUUAUCAUGGGAAAAAGAAUGUAGCUAUGUAUCUCCUUUCAAUUGGCGCUGAUGUUAAUAUACAAGCCAAAAAUGGCUGCACUGCAUUUGAUAUGGCUUCUUUAAUAGAUGAUGUUGAUACUGAGUUGUUGCGCCAGUUAGCAGCUAAAGCCAUGCAAGUUAAUAAAGUGGAUAAAAACAAGAAAAACAGAUCAAAACAAAAUGAUGUCAGCUCUUCUUUGACAACAGAUUUGAGUUUAGAUACUGAUGUACCCAAGAAUGGAUUGAAGGGGUGGUGGAACCGAAUGUCUAACAGAUUUCGGAAUCUUAAACUUGGUCGUACAUUUACUAGCAACAACCGUCUGGCACCACUUGAAACGUCCCAUUCUGUUCAGGAUCUGACCAAAAAAUCUGCAACACCACCACAAAUCCAGUCAGCUCGGCUGGAAAGGAAAAAUCUGUCUCACGUGGAACAGACAAGUUUAACAUUGACUAGCUAUGACACUAUGUUACUGGAGACCAAACAAAGUGCUUCUCUCUACACUUUGGAAAUUCCCCAUUCUGCCUUGUCUAGUGAAACCCUCAAGCCAGUCAUCCCACCAUUUUUACCUACUCCAAGUUUUGCACUGGACAACUCUGACCACUCACAUCGUCUGACCUCUAACUUCAGGACUUACAAAACCGGGGAUGAAAACUAUAGAAACCCAGUGCUAAAGCCCAUCAAAGCCCAAAGUUUGUCAACUGGAAACCUGACCACCAACUCAACAAGCCGCAACAGCUACACCAUUGGUCAGCCCAGCGACAACAGCCCUGACUCUUCUGGUGGGAGCAGCAACAUCACAGCCCUGCACACCAAAAUGGCUGCUCAUAGAAAAUAUGCCGUUCUUGGGAAAUCAAGACCAAAUGACACCACUAGUAGUUCAGAACUAGGUCAAGGUCCAUUGUUUGCUUCAAGUUCAAACAUUCCUGGACCAAGGUUCUCCCCUUUCUUACCACAGCACACCCCCUCAAGAUUAUUUAUGCCAAGAAAGUCAACAACUACACCCUCUGCAUUCCGUACAAUGUCCAACACAACAUCCCCAAACAGUUCAACUAGCGGAAGCUCGUCCAUUACUCCUCAGAGGUCCUCAAGGGGACGAAGUACAUCUUCAAAAGGGAGCACCACCUCCACACUGACACCUUCACCCUCCCCUACUCCUGGCAAAUCUGCUGAAGAUGCACCUCAGGCUCUUGACAGUUUGCAGGAGAAAGAUGGACAUGAUGAUGAACUUGCGAGCAUAAUGAAAAAAUUGUCCCUUGAAAAAUAUAAUCCUAUUUUUGAAGAACAAGAAGUUGAUAUGGAGGCUUUUCUCACCCUAACAGAUGAUGAUCUUAAGGAACUUGGCAUCUCUCAUGCUGAGUCCAGGCGACAAAUUUUGGCAGCCAUUUGUGAUUUAAGAUCAGGAAAGGGAAGAGAGCGACAGCACUUGGCAGAUACAAUGUCAACAUUUAAUUCAACUCUAAAGGCUAGAGUAACAGAGGGCAUUCCAGAGCACACAGGUAUCUCUCCAUGGAGUCUACAAGAUGGAAGUUUUCCUCAGGGUCAUGCAACUAAAUCCAGAAUGUCUUGAAAGUGAUUUACAAGGCAGUUUAUGGUCUUCUACUUUGUAUUUGAAAAUCAUAUUUGAGUACAUUUCUGUUGUCGCAUUUAUCUUUGGUUGCCUCAUUCACUCUUUAUGUUUAUGCUGUUACAAUGUUAACCUGUUUUUUUUGGUGCAAUUUUAAACCAUUGUUUUUCCACAUUGAGAGCAUCUUGACUAGUGCCAGAAAUCUGCUGAUGCAUUCAAAGAUUAAGCUAAAUCGAAAGUGAUGAAAAUAAUUUGUUUUUAAACUUUGUAGUAUUUUAUAUUUUAUUGUGAUAAUGGCUUAGCUCAUAUUGUAUAUGAACGUAAUUGUUGGAACACAUUUUUCUAUUAGAAUGAUCACAAAUCCUAUUUUUUCUGGAUGAAACUUAUGUGCAAUCACUAGAUCUAGGUAUUCAUUCAACAAAUACGACCCUGUCCGUCCAAGUUUUACAGCCAUACUUACUGGAUAACAUCACCAUUUCGCUGCUGCGUUUUUAAUUUUCAGGUUCUUUUUUUAACACCUCCUUCCGUCCAUCACCUAUUUUCUGUUAGCAAAAUUUUAUUAUCAUAACAUAUUCUGAGGUGUAAGUACUUGACUUGGGAUUACAUACUAGAUUUUUAGAUGAAAGUACAGCUCAUACUUUUCACAACUAUUCUACAGACACCAAACAGAAAAACCUGUAAAAGUAAACACAGUUUUAAGCUGUUUUUUUUUGUUAACAGGUAUUAUUUAUAAAUGUUUAAAAUGAGCUCAUUUUUCAGUAAGGGGUUAUAUCUUUAUAAAUUUUUUAGAUUUUAUUUUAAAUGGUGACACAAAUGAAAUGAAUAUAAAUGAAAUCAAACCUUGAAAUAAAUAUCUCAAUGUGCAAAUGUUAAGUGGUAAUGCCAGUUUCUGCCCUCCCUAAACUUGAUACCUGCUUUCAUGUUUGUUGAUGUUUUUAAUGAAGAAAUCUUGUAACACUUGGUAAUAAUUUAGAUCUAGCACUAAAAGUAAAGUUGUAAAGUUUCCCUUUCAGACCUGACGGUCUAUGGGGCAAGUGAAGUAGAGUUCACUUGUUUCUGUGACCUCGGCAUAUGAAGAGAUAGUGUGGUCAGCACUAUGCCCAGCCGCCUUUACUUUCCCAAACGAGAGUUAGGUACCCAUCAGAGUUGGGUGGACUCAGGGACGGUCUACUGACUUGAACCCGGAUUCGAACUCGAGACUUUCGGGUUAGCAGUCCAGCUCUCUACCGCUAGACCACUCCGUCCCAUAGAUCUAGCACUACAAAUGUUUUUUAUACAUCAAUUUUAUUCUGUUUAUUUGAGAAAAUAUUAUUUAAAAUGUAUUAAGUACUUUAACAAACUGUUCUUGAAGUUUUAUUCUGUUUAUUUGAGAAAAUAUUAUUUAACUUGUAUUAAGUAUUUUAACAAACUGUUCUUGAAGUUGUAGGUGCAUUAAAAAGUUUAAAAUGUGUGAGCAUUGAAAACUGCUUCAUCCUACCACAAAUAAUUCAGCUGUUUUAGUGGAGUUAUUCAUCCUUAUUUUUGUGUAAGUAAAGUUCCCCUUCCCAACCUGAUGAUCCUAUGGGGCAAGUGAAGUAGAGUUCACUUGUAUCUAUGACUUCAGCAUAUGAAAAGAGAGUGAUUAGCACUAUGCCCAACCACCUUUACUUUCCCUAUCAUGAGUAAGGUACCCAUCAGAGGUGGGUGGACUCAUGGACAGUCGACCUCCUUGAACCCAGAUUCGGACUCGAGACUUACGGGUUAGCAAUCUAGCUAUCUACUGCUAGGCCACUCCGUUCCUUAUUUUUGUGUAAUAUCAGAAAUAACUGCCACCCUCCAUUACACCUAAAAAUCAAGCUCAGUUAGAUUGUUUCAAUUUAUGUUCCAUUAAUGUUCAAGUUCUUCCUUAAACAUAAGCUCUAAGAAAAAAGUUCAAGCUUUUUUAAUAAAAUAUUUUACAUUACUGGUAAUGUUUGUUUUUCAAAGAAACAUUUCUCAUUAUGAAUACCUAAUAAAUGCAAAAAAAGAAAAAUGCUCAUGUAGAAAUAUUUGAGCACAGAGGUAGCAGAAGCCAGUCCAUCUGGGAGGAUGCAGGAUUUGAAGUCAGGCAACUGAACUUAAGACUUGCAGGUUUCUAUACAAUUUAACAAUGUUGCACAAAAUGUGAGAGAUAAAUACGUUUGCUGCAUAGCUUUUUUUCAGAUAGAUAUGAAUUAUUAUUAUUAAGUUUUUUUUAUGUUUAUCAAUACUCUUUAUUUGAAAUGUUCUGAUAAUGUUCAACAUGGUUAAUUUAAUACUUAAAAAUUUUUAAACAGAUAGUUGCAAAAUAGGAGUAGGCAAAAUUUGAUAUUACUGCAUGUAGAAAAGUCUCAAAUAUGUUAGAUUUAUACAGUUGUGUAACUAUCAUUUUGUUGUUGUGAACAGAAUAUUUAUUGACAUUUUUAAUUUGCUAGUCAUGAUUGUUUGAACUGUCUCAAAUUUAAUGAUUGUUUUAUAGCUCACUAAUCCUCAAAAUGUGUAUUUCAGAAUGU